Messenger RNA from Manduca sexta (tobacco hornworm), 518 nucleotides. RefSeq names its product protein transport protein Sec61 subunit gamma. Bases 184 to 390 code for a protein of 68 amino acids. The transcript is spliced from 3 exons. The record is from RefSeq and is a predicted model, not a curated record. Gene Ontology annotation, cellular component: membrane; Ssh1 translocon complex. Gene Ontology annotation, biological process: protein targeting; post-translational protein targeting to membrane, translocation. NCBI's taxonomy places the organism in Eukaryota, Metazoa, Arthropoda, Insecta, Lepidoptera, Sphingidae. Gene Ontology annotation, molecular function: transmembrane protein transporter activity.
CGUGGUGACGUGACGGACACUCCGAGACGUGGCUGUCGUUUACGAUGUUUUGUCAUAAAUUUACGUUCCCUCGUAUUGCCUCGUAGUAUUGUGAAGUAACGAAAUUGUAGUUGAAAGCUAAAAUCAGGACGAAUUUCGUUUAAUUUCUGACAAGCAUUAUAGUAAUUUAAUCAGAAAAAUAAAAUGGAUCAAAUCGCGAAGUUCGUCGAGCCUGGCAAGCAGUUCGCCAAGGACUCCAUCAGAUUAGUGAGGAGAUGUACCAAACCAGACAGAAAAGAAUUCCAAAAGAUCGCCAUCGCCACAGCAAUCGGUUUCUGCAUCAUGGGCUUCAUCGGUUUCUUUGUGAAGCUGAUACACAUCCCCAUCAACAACAUUAUCGUCGGCUCGUAAUGCUCUAGGAUUAGUGUAGAUUAAUAUGUACCUGUAAGGCCCAGAUGUGUCUAAGUUAAUGUUCUCAUAUCUCCGUACAUACAUUUAUUAUAAAUCCAUUAAAUAAUAAAUUAUUCAGUUCUUUUAUA